GGCGGAGGUUUGCGGAUUUCGCGAGUGAUAGUAGCGAUGGAAAAGGGGAGCUACGGAGAUAAAUAGGAAGUGUGUCGCAUGGUAUUUACAGAGCACAGGACGACUUCAUUCGACAAACUCAGACAUCGACAAGCUCGACUGAACGACAACAAUGCGCUUUGCAACUUCCACCAUCGUCAAGGUCGCCCUUCUGCUCGGCAGUCUCUGUGUCGACGCCGCGGUGAUGUGGAAUCGCGAUGCCGGCAAUACUGAUCUGGAAACACGCGCUAGCUCCGGGUAUCGCUCCGUCGUUUACUUUGUCAACUGGGCAAUUUAUGGGCGCAACCAUAAUCCUCAGGACCUCCCUGUUCAGAGGCUCACGCACGUCCUCUACGCCUUCGCCAAUGUGCGUCCCGAAACCGGGGAAGUCUAUAUGACAGACUCCUGGGCCGACAUUGAGAAGCAUUACCCCGGUGACUCCUGGUCUGAUACCGGUAACAAUGUCUACGGCUGUAUCAAGCAGCUGUAUCUCUUGAAGAAGCAAAACCGUAACCUCAAGGUUCUCUUGUCCAUUGGCGGGUGGACCUAUUCUCCCAACUUUGCUCCGGCGGCUAGCACCGAUGCUGGACGGAAGAACUUUGCGAAGACUGCGGUGAAGUUGUUGCAGGACUUGGGCUUUGAUGGGCUGGAUAUCGAUUGGGAGUACCCUGAGAACGACCAGCAAGCGAACGACUUUGUUCUGUUGCUCAAGGAAGUGAGAACUGCGCUGGACAGUUAUAGUGCUGCAAAUGCGGGCGGCCAGCACUUCCUUCUGACGGUGGCUUCUCCGGCUGGUCCGGAUAAGAUCAAGGUCCUUCACCUCAAAGACAUGGAUCAGCAACUGGACUUCUGGAACCUCAUGGCCUACGACUACGCCGGCAGUUUCUCGUCUCUAACUGGUCACCAGGCCAACGUCUACAACGACACCUCUAACCCGCUCUCCACUCCCUUCAACACCCAGACCGCACUCGAUCUGUACCGCGCCGGUGGAGUCCCCGCAAACAAAAUCGUCCUGGGCAUGCCUCUCUACGGGCGCUCCUUUGCUAACACCGACGGUCUUGGCAAGCCUUAUAACGGCGUUGGCCAGGGCAGCUGGGAGAACGGAGUGUGGGACUACAAGGCGCUCCCGCAGACUGGUGCCACGGAGCAUGUCAUUUCCAACAUCAUGGCAAGCUACAGUUACGACGCGACGAACAAGAUUUUGAUCAGCUAUGACAACCCUCAGGUGGCGACUAUGAAGUCUGGCUAUAUCAAGUCCUUGGGAUUGGGAGGCGCCAUGUGGUGGGACAGCAGCAGCGAUAAGACCGGAAGUGAUAGUCUGAUUACCACGGUAGUAAAUGCACUUGGAGGCACGGGAGCCUUUGAACAGAAUCAGAAUGAAUUGGACUAUCCGGUGUCGCAGUAUGAUAACCUGCGCAAUGGCAUGCAAACCUGAAGUAUAUGGUAGCUCUUCUUUCGUGGUGGAGUGAGGCAUUGAGUGGAGGCGGGGAGGGUGAAAUGCUGGGCAUGAUGAUAUAGGGAUUUCAGAUUGUGGUAUUUGUUCUUAUGCACAUUCAAUCGAGCUUAAGCUUCAUAUAUUGCUGUAUACGGGAUCCGCGGAUUCCAUUCUCGUUCCAUCGGACAUCCGACGCCGAUCAGUUCCAUGCCAAGACAGUAUUUCUGAC
This is a messenger RNA of Aspergillus novofumigatus IBT 16806, 1682 nucleotides long. RefSeq names its product glycoside hydrolase family 18 protein. Bases 152 to 1453 code for a protein of 433 amino acids. The transcript is spliced from 6 exons. Gene Ontology annotation, cellular component: extracellular region. The record is from RefSeq and is a predicted model, not a curated record. Gene Ontology annotation, molecular function: chitin binding; chitinase activity. Lineage: Eukaryota; Fungi; Ascomycota; Eurotiomycetes; Eurotiales; Aspergillaceae. Gene Ontology annotation, biological process: carbohydrate metabolic process; chitin catabolic process.